Macadamia integrifolia is the source of this 860-nucleotide messenger RNA. RefSeq names its product pathogenesis-related protein PR-1-like. Lineage: Eukaryota; Viridiplantae; Streptophyta; Magnoliopsida; Proteales; Proteaceae. Gene Ontology annotation, cellular component: extracellular region. Bases 79 to 678 code for a protein of 199 amino acids. The record is from RefSeq and is a predicted model, not a curated record. The transcript has a single exon.
AGAAAAUUUUUAAUUUCUAGCUAGUAACCGUCAAUUAGCCUGUCACCAGCUUCUUCUUCUUCUUACAGAACCCAUACAAUGAAAAUCCAUCAGCUCCUCCUCUUCCUUCUAGUGCUCUCUGUCGCCGGCAUAGACAAUGGAGAAAUUGCUGUUCAAUUGGACCCGGCGGCGGCAAUGCCAGUAGUUCACCGGAAGGUGCCGGACAAUGAGACAGUGCACCAAGUGUCUAAACAGUUAUGUUGGGGUUGCAUAGGUGAGUCCCUACAGUUCUUGUAUGCUCAUAACUUGGUUAGGGCAUCAAAAUGGGAGCUCCCUCUAAUGUGGGAUUACCAACUAGAGAAAUAUGCGAGAUGGUGGGCAGGGCAGAGGCAAGGAGACUGUAAAUUGCAACAUUCUUUCCCAGAGGGUGACUUCAAGCUAGGUGAGAACAUAUAUUGGGGUAGUGGCUCUAGUUGGAACCCUACAGAUGCUGUGUCUGCAUGGGCUGAUGAAGAGAAGUACUAUAACUAUGUGACUAACACAUGCCAAGCUGGACAAAUGUGCGGCCACUACACGCAAAUCGUGUGGAGGAACACUCGACGGAUUGGAUGCGCUCGUGUCCUUUGCAACGAUGGCGAUGUUUUUAUGACCUGUAAUUACGAUCCAGUGGGUAAUUACAUUGGUGAGCGCCCGUAUUAACUACUAAGUCAGGGUUGUAGGUUUUUAGGGUACUAUAUUAGUAAUUUGAACUCUAGUAUUGAAUUAUUGAUCUCCGGGGGUUGGUGGUUGAAAGUAAUGAUACAGGGGGAUGCAUAGAAAAACUAUAUUUGUGUUACUGCAUAUGAAAGAUAUAACUAAGUGAAGAAGUAGCUAUUACUCUA